GGCAGGAGCGGGCCCGGGACGGCGGGCAGAGGCCCCGCGGCGCACAGCGUGUGCAUGGUGUCGGACUUCUUCUACCCCAACAUGGGGGGCGUGGAGAGCCACGUGUACCAGCUGUCGCAGUGCCUCAUCGAGCGCGGCCACAAGGUCCUGGUGGUCACCCACGCCUACGGCCACAGGAAGGGCGUCCGCUAUCUCACCAGCGGGCUCAAAGUCUACUACCUGCCCCUAAAGGUGAUGUACAACCAGUCCACGGCCACCACCUUGUUCCACAGCCUGCCCUUGCUCAGGUACAUCUUCGUGCGGGAGAGGGUGACCAUCGUGCACGCCCACAGCUCCUUCUCCGCCAUGGCCCACGACGCGCUGUUCCACGCCAAGACCAUGGGGCUGCGCACCGUCUUCACGGACCACUCCCUCUUCGGGUUCGCUGAUGUCAGCUCGGUGCUGACCAACAAGCUGCUGACGGUGUCCCUGUGCGACACCAACCACAUCAUCUGCGUGUCCUACACGAGUAAGGAGAACACGGUGCUGCGAGCGGCUCUGGACCCUCGGAUAGUCUCUGUCAUCCCCAACGCUGUCGAUCCCACUGACUUUACUCCAGACCCGUCAAGGAGGGAUGACAGUACAGUAACAAUUGUUGUUGUCAGCAGACUUGUUUACAGAAAAGGUAUAGAUUUGCUUAGUGGUAUAAUUCCUGAGCUCUGUCAGAAAUAUCCAGAGUUACAUUUCUUAGUUGGAGGAGAAGGACCAAAACGAAUCGUGCUGGAAGAAGUCCGGGAAAGAUACCAGCUCCAUGACAGGGUACGUCUUCUUGGAGCCUUGGAACACCAGGAUGUUAGAAAUGUGCUAGUCCAGGGACACAUUUUUCUCAACACUUCCCUCACUGAGGCCUUUUGUAUGGCUAUUGUGGAAGCAGCAAGCUGUGGUUUACAGGUGGUGAGUACAAGAGUUGGCGGGAUUCCUGAGGUGCUUCCAGAAAAUCUCAUUAUUUUAUGUGAGCCCUCCGUGAAAUCUUUGUGUGAUGGAUUAGAAAAAGCUAUUGCCCAACUCAGAUCAGGAACACUUCCAUCUCCAGAAACUGUUCAUAAUAAAGUAAAGACAUUUUAUACAUGGAGAAACGUUGCAGAGAGAACUGAGAAAGUGUAUGACAGGGUUGCAGAUGAACUGGUUUUACCAAUGGAUGAACGACUUGACAGACUAAUGUCUCACUGUGGCCCAGUGACUGGGUGUAUUUUUGCUUUUUUUGCUGUUCUGAACUUCCUUCUCUUGGCGUUUCUGAGGUGGAUGACUCCAGAUUCCAUUAUUGAUGUUGCAAUAGAUGCCACAGGACCUGAAGGUGCGUGGACUAAACAGUAUUUUUCGGGAAAAAAAAAGAAGAGUUAAAGAAGAACUUCCAAGCUCCUAAAAUGCUCGAGUGGUGAGGGAAGAAUGCAUCAGUCACUGAAGAGUUUAAUUCUUGCUGAGAGAGACCUUACUCGUACAGUUCUUCAGUUUCUUUCUGACAUUCUUGGAAAGAAACUUGGUUAAAUGUGCUACCUCAAUUUAGGAUGAUAUUUUUAGUUUAGUUUUGAAUUCAUGCAAAUUUACAGACAUCUCUUUGCACUUAAAGCUGGGAGGAGAACAUGGGGUUUUAUAUGUGUUAAAAGCCUUUGAAACAAAACCACAGGAUUUUUCUGAAUAUUUCAGAAAGUGAUUUAAACUUUAGUGGUAUUUGGAAAAGCAAAACACAAACAUUAUUAGCUUACAGUAGUCCCUGCUAAUCCGUGAUAUUUACUGUGAUCUUUAUUGUAAGACUUCUUUCAAAAUAACUCCAAACCCAACAAAACACAUUUUUUCUGUCCUCAAAUGAAAAUGGCACUUGAAAUUAGUCAUAAACUCCAUUACCAUGUAAAUUUCAGAGACUUACUUCUAAUAGUUGUGUCCCAGUGACAGUGUUUUGCCUGCACAGCAUUAUUAUUUUGAAGUUCUUCCCUAGUCAGAUUUGAUCCUCCUGUUGCUAAAUGAAAAUUUCAUAAUGAUUUUUUGAUAUUUUCAGAGGUGCUAAACUUAUUCAGUUCACUUACGUGUGUGAAAGUGGUGUAAAGCUUAUAGCAGCUUUUUCAGUACAUAGCCGAAGAAAUAGUAUUAUUUAGAGAUAAUACAGCCUUCAGAAACAUCUCAGGCCUGAAAACUCUUCCAGCAGACUGUGCCAAAGUGUGAAGUAACGUGUGAGAGAGAGUGAAAUCUCUGAAGGGCUUAACAAGUACCAUUGUGCUUGAUCACUCUCUCUGCCCUCUCACCUCCUACCCACCUUUUUUUUUUUUCCCCUUUUCUCUUUUUCCUUCCCCUUACUUAAGACCAAAGUGGCAUUUCAGUCCAUCUCCGGGAGAGACAGUGUUCAGAGUGUGAGAUUUCACCUACACAACAUCUGAGACACUGUCUGUCAGGUUCUGCAAGUGAAAUCUUAGGAAUCUUAGGAAGGUAUCCCUUAAGUGGAAGGUAUUCCUUAAGUGGAUGCUUUUCAUGGAGAGGUAAAAAAAAAA
Molecule: messenger RNA, 2519 nt
Organism: Lepidothrix coronata (blue-crowned manakin)
Lineage: Eukaryota; Metazoa; Chordata; Aves; Passeriformes; Pipridae
Gene: PIGA
Product: phosphatidylinositol glycan anchor biosynthesis class A
Exons: 5
Coding region: 55-1380 (441 amino acids)
Biological process (GO): GPI anchor biosynthetic process
Cellular component (GO): glycosylphosphatidylinositol-N-acetylglucosaminyltransferase (GPI-GnT) complex
Molecular function (GO): phosphatidylinositol N-acetylglucosaminyltransferase activity
Source: RefSeq, a predicted model, not a curated record